AAAUGCCAUACAGGCCCCCCAUCCACGGAAGGCAGCAAGCACGUCACACUGAGGACGAUCAACGUGCAAAACAGUCUUGAGAGCUUCAACAAAGAAAUCUUCUGCCUUAGGGAGCUUCUUCUCAGCCUCCGUGGAUUAAAAAGACAGCUUUGUUACAACUCGCUCCCAUGAGCUCCUUCUGCAGGAACUGUCCUGGUGAUGUGCAUUCACUGCCACACUGGCCAGUGCUGGCCACAUAACCACCUCAGCAGCCUUGUUUUACCACGCAUGCUUCACAUCUGACACUGAAAUUCCAGCCCUCGGUCCUAAUCCUGUUAACUAUGUGAAGACACUUCAGUCUAGCUUCUUGUGCAGAGUCCUCUUGCCCUCCUUGGGCACCACUGGGUGAUGGAAGCAAAACAACGACUUUGGCUUGGUCUUUGUGCUUAAAACACUGAGAAGAGUCUGAUCUGAGUAAGCUCUGAGCAAGAUGUGCACCUGUGAUCAUUCGCUACCUUAACAGGUACUGAAAGUUUCUGGCUGGAGGUUUUCCUGCGCUCCCCAUAACUGCUGCCCAUCACUGUCCUGAGAAGAAGUGGUGCGAAGGUGCUGCCUCUUGGCUGUAAGGUGCCAGAGUGAGGCUCACUGCCAGUCCUGCUGUGCUUCCUUGUGGCGGCUGCCAUGGAGACCUUGUCCCAGGACUCUCUGCUGGAGUGCCAGAUUUGUUUCAACUACUACAGCCCACGGCGGCGGCCCAAGCUGCUGGACUGCAAGCACACCUGCUGCUCUGUGUGCCUGCAGCAGAUGAGAACCAGCCAGAAGGACCUGCGUUGUCCCUGGUGCCGUGGGAUCACCAAGCUGCCACCGGGGUACUCUGUGUCGCAGCUGCCUGAUGACCCCGAGGUGAUCGCUGUCAUUGCAAUCCCCCACACCUCGGAGCACACCCCUGUCUUCAUCAAACUCCCCAGCAAUGGUUGCUACAUGCUGCCCUUGCCCCUCUCAAAGGAGAGGGCGCUGCUGCCAGGAGACAUUGGCUGCCGCCUCCUGCCCGGUGGCCAGCAGAAAUCCCUGGCAGUGGUGACGAUCCCACCGGAGCAGCAGCCACUUCAGGGUGGCCUUCCUGCUGAGGGGGGAGCAGAGGAGCCAGACCGAAGAGGCAUUGUGAAAAGCUCUACCUGGUCAGGGGUUUGCACUGUGAUUCUAGUGGCCUGCGUCCUGGUCUUUCUGCUGGGCAUUGUCCUCCACAACAUGUCCUGCAUUUCCAAGCGCUUCACGGUGAUCUCCUGUGGCUGAAAUGGGGAGGGAAGGGUGUGCUCCCCAGGGGUCUGGGUUGGGGCAGUGGUAGUGGUAUUGAGCAAGACAAUUCACCGCAGCUUUGCCCAAUGACUGCAGAAUGCUGUGCACCAGGGCAGAGGUGUCCUGGUCUGACUGCAGCUCUCAGCAUUGCGGCAUCAGGCCUCGGCAGCGUGCAGAGAAAAUCAUGUCCCGUGUCUGGUGGCAGUGGCACUGAGGAGGACUGCAUGUGUCACCACAAUCAUUUAUCAAAAGGACUGCAACUUAAUGUGAUUUUUUUUCCCCUAUUAUGUUACAAGAUGAAAGAACUCUAUGUAGCUGGUUAUACUGUAAGGUAUACAGUAUGAGCUCUUCUCUAAACACAGGAGAUUAAAACCCAAACUGCUCCAUGUAGAAUUAAAGAAGAAUUGAUGCGUGACUCUCUACAAGGUGUUCAAUACUAGUCCACACAUGCAUUAUUUCUUAAUGAGGGGAGGGAGACUUGCAAAACCAAGAAAUCAUUUAGCUGCUGAGGCAUUUAAUACAUUUAAAGUGGCACAUUAAUUAAACCAAGUUAGGGAGUUGUAUGAUAGUUUUUAGAAGGAAACAUUUUGCAAGCAGUUGUUUUGUUCCAUGAUGUGCGAUUUUUGCCUCUCUUUUUUUCCCCCCCUUUGUGUCAACCACAGGGAAGUGUCAUUUUCAGCAUACUUUAUUUGAAGGACCUUCCAAGCAGGGAAGCGAAGUGGGUUAGUAGGAAUACCUAAAAAGGCAGCCAAAACACUUUUGCUUAACCGACUUAAUGAGAAGGAUGGCUUUGAAUAGUAGACAUUGAACACACUGUUUUACCUCUGAUCUGCAGCAGGGCUUCCCAAUGACCUGGCCUUCAUAGCCAUUAGUGAAGAAAUGGCUAACGAGAAGUCUUAGAACAACUCUUGCAAAGAUGUGAUAGUAAGUUGUUCUUUUUCUUUUAUUAGAGGUUGGGUUCUCUUAAUUGUUUUAAAAGAAUUUAGACCUGGUUUGCCUCCCACUUUCCUAGGACAUGCAGUUGUGCACCCAUGUAAUAGAGGAGUUGCUCUAAGGAAGUUUCACCAUCCCAGCCGAGACCAAUCAUCUAGUAAGAAGCAGUGACAUAUUUGGGAGAAGAACCCAGGCUGGCCUAAUCCUCUGCUAGGUAGGCUGUCCCUUCUAAACCACCCUAGCUGUCAUAGCAUUAAAACAUCUGGGUGAGCAUAACAGAGUCUAUUCCCACAUUUCAGUCUUGCAAAUGUUGGCCUUUUUAAAGACAGAUUGGAAAAAAAAAACAAACAACAAGUGUCUCCCUCCUCCUGUGAGUGUCCUGAAAGCCCAGUCAUUCCCAGUUUUCACUUUGCAAAGAGCCAGAUUUCUGACCCUUCAUGGCGGUAAUGCUUUGCUCUAAGCAGUCCCACUGGCUUUAGUACUGCUGCUUGCCAGUAAAGUACUGCUUAGUGUGAAGCUGGGUGUUUGGCAAGUCUGAAAUUUGUGUGAGAUUUAGGGAUUGGAUCAAGUAGCACAUGGUAAACCUUUAAUAAGACAGCAAAAAUCUAUUGAUUUGCACUACUUCUUUUUGCAAGAACAAAGCAUAACCUCUCUGAAGCAUGACCUCUUGUUGCCUACCUGCUGUUUUCUAACAAUUAAUUAGGGAUUGCUCAGUGCCAUACCACCAGAGAGCAUAAUUUUGGCUAUGCUGACCAGGUUAGCCCUGUCAGUGGAUUUCUGAUUAUCACAAAAUCUGGUUUCUGGUUCACCAUCAAUGCUAGGACUUCUGUCAGGAACAUACCUCUGAUUUUUGUGAUGGAUUUUUCCCCACCACAUUCCCAAACCACAGUUUUCUUCCUUGGUUUCUGUAACUGAAGAAGAGCAUAAAUGGUGCUUAACUGUUAUGGUGUAUGUAGGGUCAUGUAUGGAGAGUAACCAUUGUGCUGAUUUUUAUCUACUGUCAUAUGUAUGCAUAGCACAGCUGAAACAAGGUAAAUCCCCAGAGAACACCUUCAUCGCCUUUCUCAUGCAAGGCUGAUGUGUAGUGUACCUUGAAAACCUGGCUUAGGAGUGUUGUACUUACAUGGACAGCUCUCUGCAGCACAUUUCGUCUGGUUGCAUUAGGGAACAGCAGGUAUUCCAAAAUGUGUCUUGUCAACCAACUAGUCUCUUGUUGCCAGUAAGUAGCCAAAUUUCUACUGACAUCCAUACUAUGCUGCUUAUUGUGUAAAGGAAAGCCAGCUCACAAAACAAAUCUUGCCUUUCUAAGACACUUGAGGAAGUGACCAGAUACAGGACUCAACCCUUUACUGCCUUACUCCCUGUAGCAAUUAGUGGCUGUAUCAGGAGCACGUAGCAUAGUUGGAAGAUGCUCCAAGAACAAUGCUGGUGCAUUUUGUGCCAGCUUCUGCAUUCCUUUUAUCUGAGUUGUCAAUGACUGCACAAAAAAGUAAGGCAGUCAAAAAGCAGGUCCUGGAGAUGCAGCGAUUGUAACAUUAACCUCCUUCCAGCCGUACCUGCCUGCCUGAAGGUCUUGAGGCCAAGGUUUCUCUGGCAUUGCAGAGAACAGCUGACUUGAAAACUAUUGUCUUGAUCCUUGCAUGGAGAGUGUAGAAUGAAAGAGAAAAUCAGAAAUUAGGUUAAAAUACCACACUGCAUAACACAUUAUGCAAACAAGCAGACCUGGAGUUUAUCCGCUAUUAGUGAUGUAAGUAUUACAUUAGCAGAAUACCAUCCUGUAUUAUGUGACAGCACAUUGUUUCCUUAAAAUGAAUUUCCUGUACUUCUUGUGCCUGCUGAAAUGCAUGUUUGACCUAAUUUCUGAUCCGGACAUUUGCCUGCUCACAGCCUUGUAUAAGAGCAAUAAGUAAAACCUCAAGAUCCCUGCCUGCGUGUGUGCGCACGGUGUGUGUCCGUUCGGUCCUCUUUAUGAAUAAGAGUUCUGGAGAUGUUUUUCUUCCGGCUUUAGAUUGUGACUAUUCAUUUUCUAUUUGCAGCUGCCUUGUCUUGUUGGAUUACCUAGGUUUUUUGCUGAAUUGUCUAGAAGUGAACUGAAUAGUUUGUUGUAAUCUGCAGUGCUAAAAUGUUUCUCUAAGCGUGUCGCUUGUCAUGCUACUUUGAAAAUGCAGUGCAGUCUGGCCCAUUCUUUGAUCCAGUACCUGGCAUUAAAAAAUGAUACUGCUAUAUACACCUGACUUCUUUCUUCUAAAAAAAACUCAAUUAUUUUAUUUUAAACCCCUUUUGUCUUCAUAAUUUUUCUCUCUCCCAACCUAUUUGAACUUGCAUCCAAAUUCCCAGGUUCUGGGCUGAGUUUUCGUUCUUGGCUGUCCAGUAAGAAAUCACUGCCCACUUUCACCAAACAAGGAGAAAACUUACUGUGACACAGUAAAGCAACUGAAAUUUGUGCUAAAACUUGUGGGUAAUUACCCAAGCACCUGCAUUCUUAGAGUAAAUUACUCUGUAUGAAUGUUUGCUUAUUUGCUUGUUGAACGGGGAGGAUGUGUGUGUUUUGGGGUCCAGCUUAACAUUUUUUUUCCCAUGGAGGAUCCCAGCUUCUGGUUUUGGGCUUGUGUUUUCCUGGCAAACAGUCUUUAGGGUUCACUCUGUGAAAGUUUGUUUAGUGAAUUUUAAAAAUUCAAAAAUAUGCAAUUUUGGGAUGUGGGGAAUUUUUUAAGGAAUUGUGUGUUCAGUGAUUGUUCAUGCUUAAUCGAGAUGUAAAGGAGCCUGGAUGUUUUGUAAACAUGGAGCAAUCAUGAGUCCAGUUUCAUCUUUAUUAAUGAAGCUCAGCCUGAAUAAAACAUUAGCAGGAAAAGCUGAUCUCAAGUUAAUUAUGGUACUUCUGUUACUUUACUAUUAAAUGAAAAGUGUGGAA
Molecule: messenger RNA, 5119 nt
Organism: Pogoniulus pusillus (Red-fronted tinkerbird)
Lineage: Eukaryota; Metazoa; Chordata; Aves; Piciformes; Lybiidae
Gene: RNF152
Product: ring finger protein 152
Exons: 4
Coding region: 661-1272 (203 amino acids)
Biological process (GO): protein K48-linked ubiquitination; positive regulation of autophagy; cellular response to amino acid starvation
Cellular component (GO): lysosomal membrane; lysosome
Molecular function (GO): ubiquitin protein ligase activity
Source: RefSeq, a predicted model, not a curated record